CUCGGAUUCCUCUUCACUCUCAGUCCUCAUCAUCAUCAUCGAGAGCCAAGCAACAGCAGCGAUCAAUGGCGGAGAAACCCACAGAGAUCAGCAGCUCGAAGAUGUUCAAUGGCUACAACAAGAGAUACAAGCAUUUCAGCCCAACCCUCAACUGCUCCAUGACCUUCUCCAUCUACUUUCCCCCUUCUCCCCCUUCCCAAAAAACCCCAGUUCUUUACUGGUUAUCUGGGCUCACUUGCACUGAUGAGAACUUUAUCAUGAAGUCUGGGGCUCAAAGGGCUGCUGCUGCUCAUGGCGUUGCUUUGAUUGCUCCUGAUACAUCUCCAAGGGGGCUUAAUGUUGAAGGAGAAGCAGAUAGCUGGGAUUUUGGUGUAGGAGCUGGAUUUUAUCUAAACGCUAAAGUUGAUAAGUGGAAGAACUGGAGAAUGUAUGACUAUGUUGUGAAGGAAUUACCAAAACUUAUCAGCGAAACCUUCGAACAACUUGACACAUCACGAGCUUCCAUUUUUGGGCAUUCAAUGGGUGGGCAUGGAGCACUUACAAUCUAUUUGAAGAACCUUGACAAGUACAAGUCAGCAUCUGCCUUUUCGCCUAUUGUCAAUCCUAUAAACUGCCCUUGGGGGAAGAAAGCUUUCUCAAACUAUUUAGGGGACAACAAGUCAGACUGGGAGGAGUAUGAUGCCACCUGCCUGAUUGCAAAGUACAACAAAAUCUCAACUCCUAUCCUAAUUGACCAGGGCGGGGACGACAAGUUUCUGUCAGAUCAGCUUCUUCCACGAAACUUGGAGGAUGCCUGCAAGAAAGCAGGUGCUCCUGUAACCCUCAGGAUGCAGCCUGGCUACGAUCAUUCCUACUAUUUCAUUGCGACCUUCAUCGAUGAUCACAUUCGCCACCAUGCUGAAGCACUCAAGUCACUAUGAAUUGUGCACAAGAAAUUCUCAUCAUUAUAUAACGUUGUAUUGUGUCAAGUUGGGAGUGUGGAGUAGUAUUUGGUGAAUCUAUUAUGUUCCUUGCACCUAAUAUCUAGACUCUAGAAUGGAUCAUGUUUGUCAAGUCUUCAUCU
Messenger RNA from Asparagus officinalis (garden asparagus), 1063 nucleotides. Its product is annotated as S-formylglutathione hydrolase-like. Lineage: Eukaryota; Viridiplantae; Streptophyta; Magnoliopsida; Asparagales; Asparagaceae. Gene Ontology annotation, biological process: formaldehyde catabolic process. Gene Ontology annotation, cellular component: cytosol. Gene Ontology annotation, molecular function: S-formylglutathione hydrolase activity. The record is from RefSeq and is a predicted model, not a curated record. The transcript is spliced from 7 exons. Bases 66 to 920 code for a protein of 284 amino acids.